Messenger RNA from Polyodon spathula (Mississippi paddlefish), 2120 nucleotides. RefSeq names its product protocadherin gamma-C5-like. Gene Ontology annotation, biological process: homophilic cell-cell adhesion. The annotation marks the transcript as partial. Gene Ontology annotation, molecular function: calcium ion binding. NCBI's taxonomy places the organism in Eukaryota, Metazoa, Chordata, Actinopteri, Acipenseriformes, Polyodontidae. The record is from RefSeq and is a predicted model, not a curated record. Gene Ontology annotation, cellular component: plasma membrane. The transcript has a single exon.
ACAAAUACGUAUUAUUUGUUGCUAUUAUUGUCGUUUAAGUUGUCAGAAGUGCCUGAACCAUUUCCUUUAUCGCAUUUUCGACAGUUAAAUACAUUAUGUAAGUUUUCAACAUGCAAAAAAUGCAUGGUGUAAAACAGCAUCGAAUUCCUGUAAUUCAGGAGUGCAGUCUUUCUCCUUUCAGACAGUCUAUUCCUUUAAGAGAUUCUUUAACAGCUAUUGGAGGAAAUGCGUGGCGCUGUCCACCAAUAAGGUGCUGGAUUCUGUUCAGUGAUCAACUAUCCCUCCCCUUGUAAAGCAGCGCAACCUCGCAGUGCUUGGAUAUACAUGUGAGACGAGAUGGAUUUCUGUUUCCUUUUUUAUUUUAUUUUUCCAAAAUUUCCGCGUUAUAGUGUUUUUUUAAGUAAUGGCUGUUUUGUGCGAAUUAGUGCUCUUACCGUUUGACAGUGGAGGCUUGACAAGAUCCCAUGGAUUUAUAAAUACAUGUUAACCUAUAUAUUUGAUCUGACGAAGUUCUUUUUUUUUCCACAAUGGAAUGCAGUAAAACGAAACGCUCUUUGCACUGGCAAGUAUUGUGUUUCUAUGUCUCCUGUCAUUGGAUUUCUGCUUACUGUCAGCUUAAAUAUUCCGUCCCAGAAGAAUUAAACACGGGUGCGUUUGUUGGAAAUAUUGCAAAAGAUUUAGGACUGGAUGUAGCAAAGAUUUCUGAACGCAACCUGCGAAUUGUCUCUGAUUCCAGUAUGCAGUAUUUCGAGGUGAGCUCGGAGAACGGAGCUUUGGUUAUUAAAGAUAAAAUAGACCGAGAACAGAUAUGUGGGUUAAGCUUAACGUGUUCCCUGCACCUCCAGUUAGUGCUUCAAAACCCGUUGGAAUUGUACCGAGUGGAAGUGCAGAUACUGGAUGUCAAUGACAACGCACCUCAAUUCCCAGCGAAAAAUAUAUCGUUGGAGAUUUCAGAAGCUGCUACACCGGGAACACAAUUUCACCUUGAGCGCGCACAGGAUCCAGAUGUUGGCUCCAAUUCUUUACGCACCUAUGUUCUGAGCCCUAAUGACUGUUUUAUUUUAAACGUGGAGACAAAAAGUGAUGGUAGUAAAUUUCCUGAACUGGUACUAGAGAAAGCUCUUGACAGGGAAAAACAGUCUGUGUAUAAUCUACUUCUUACUGCAUUUGAUGGAGGAACACCUCAGAAAUCUGGGAUUACCAAUGUAAUAAUCAAAAUACUUGACGUAAAUGAUAAUGCACCAGUCUUUGAUAAGGCAGUUGAAAAGGUAACCCUACUUGAAAACUCGUCAACUGGUACAAUAGUUGCAAAACUAAAUGCAUCUGAUAUGGAUUAUGGACUGAAUGGUGAAAUACUGUAUUUGUUUAGCAAGUACACGUCAGAAACAGUUCGUCAGCUGUUCAAUGUGGACCCCAGAUCUGGGGAAAUCACAGUAAAUGGUGUCAUAGAUUUUGAGGAAGGCAAUGUGUAUGAUAUUAAUAUACAAGCCAGAGAUAAAGGAAGCCCUGCUUUGGAAGGAUCUUGUAGCAUUAAAGUGGAAGUGAUUGAUGUGAAUGAUAAUGCUCCACAGCUGACAAUAACGUCCAUGUCCAGUCCUGUUGCAGAGAAUGCUUUACCUGGAACUGUAAUUGCACUCCUUAGUGUAAGGGAUCGGGACUCAGGGCACAAUGGGGAGGUGCUUAUGCAGAUACUUGAAAGCAUGCCAUUCAAAUUAAAGUCUUCCUUUCACGGCCACUACUCCUUGAUAACUGAUGGUCCCCUGGAUCGUGAAACAGUUCCCGAAUACAACAUCACGGUCACAGCCACUGAUUCGGGUUCCCCUCCACUAUCCUCUAGUAUAAUCCUGCCUGUCAGUAUUUCAGAUGUCAAUGACAAUGCUCCAGUGUUUUCUCAACCUUCAUAUACAGUCCACAUACAAGAAAACAAUGCCCCCGGAGCUACUAUUUGUUCUGUAACAGCAUUUGAUGCUGAUGUGGGCAAAAACUCCCAGCUUUCUUAUUCUGUCUUGGACAGCACAAUCCAAGAAACAUCAGUUUCCUCUUAUGUGUACAUUAACUUGGAGAAUGGGAACAUUUACUCCAUGCGAUCCUUUGACUACGAGCAGAUUAAAGUUUUCCAA